This is a messenger RNA of Yamadazyma jaroonii, 582 nucleotides long. The record is from the annotation of a GenBank genome assembly. NCBI's taxonomy places the organism in Eukaryota, Fungi, Ascomycota, Pichiomycetes, Serinales, Debaryomycetaceae.
AUGAACUUUCAACCAUCAGAUUAUUUGAAUGGUUUGAAUUUAGAAUUCGAAGAAGAUUUUAAUAAUAAUGACUUAGAUUUAUUUUCCAAAAAUGAUUUCUUCAACUUGGAUAACUUCAAAGUUAAAUCUGAUUUAGAUUUUUUAUCACCAGUUUCUCCAAAAGAACCACAAGUUAACAUCCCACAACCACAAGAAAUAGUGAAUAUCAAACAGGAAUCAGCUCCAUUAGAUUCUUUCCCAACUCCAGUUAGUCCUGAUGCCUUAAGAUCUGAAAACAAAGACUUUAAAUCAUUAGAUAAUGCUAAAGUCACAGCUUUGGAAGAUAAAAAGAGAAGAAAUACUGCUGCUUCAGCAAGAUUCAGAAUCAAAAAGAAAUUGAAAGAACAACAAAUGGAAUCCAAAUCCAAAGAAUUGCAAGAUAAAGUCUACAGUUUAGAAAAAAAAUUAAUGACUUUAGAAAUGGAAAACAAAUGUUUAAAGAAAUUAAUAAUAGAAAAGAACAAUAUUAAGAACGAUGAAUUAUUGCAAAGCAUCAAAAACAGAUCAAUGGAAUCAAAACCAUUUUUUGAAUAUACCAAAUAA